UAUUUCCUGCAUCCGGUCCUGGAUGGGCUGGCUCUGACAACGGGUGAGCAGCAUGGAGGUUCAGUCGGAAUCCCAGUCUGGCCCGACCUGUUCGUCGUCCUCCCAGAACCACUCUGGGGUCUCAGUGUCCAAGGAGCUGCUGACGGCGGGGAGCGGCGGCCAAGGAGGUAUAUGGGAUAAGCUGCUCAUCAACUCCAAGCCUAAUUCCAGAAAGAAUUCCACUCUUCAAACAGUUCGGAUAGAGAGGAGUCCCUUAUUGGACCGAGUACAGACGUUUCUCCCACAGAUGGCUCAGGCAAAUGAACAACUAAAAAAAGAAAUGGCAGCUGCACCACCUGGUUGUUUCAAUAUUGAAAAUAUUGAUGAGACUCUCGGAAAAGUUAUACAAAUGGAUGUGGCCUUGUUUGAGAUGAAUCCAUCUGAUUCAAAAGAAGAGGACAGUUCAGAAGAGAAUUCACAAGACAGCUCAGCCUCUGAGGACGAAGAUGACAGCACCUCUUCCGAAGGUGAAAUCACCAUCGAUAACAUUAAACUUCCUCAUUCAGAAUCUGGAAAAGGCAAGAUAGAGGUUCUGGACAGUCCUGACAGUGAAAAAAAAGAAACAGGGAAAUAAACAAUCUAAGAAACAGGGAUGAAAGCCAGAUUGAAGAAAUUAAAAAAAAAAAAAAAAAGACUUUACCUUCAACUCAAUGGAAUUUAAAAGGAGAGCACUUUUACUGCUGCAAAUAUACUGCCAAAAGUCAUCGGGGAAGAGAAAAUGUAAAAAUACCUCAAAUUAACCAAAUUUAUGUUAGUAGACUCUAAUUUUGGUAAAUUACAAACAUUUCCAUUUUUGAAACAGCACGCCAGACGACUGACUGAGGGGUGUGAGAACGUGGACUCCACAGCCAGACUGCCCGGCUUUGCAUUCUCUCUGCCAGGGGCUGGCUGGCUGACUUUGAGCAAGUUACCCAACCUCUCUGAGCCCCAUUUUCCUCACCUGUAAAAUAAAGAUACUAAUAGCAUCCACGCUCCCAUGGCUACUGUGGGGGCUGCUUGUGCUAUUACAAGCAAAGUAGUUAGACUAGGGCCUGGUACGUAUUUAGUGUUCAAAGUAAGCUAUAACUGGAAGUGGGAUGUGUCGCUGCCCACAGUGAAUUACAUUUUAGGCUCAAUACAAACUCUAAAUCCGAGCUCCCAGAUGCCCAGAAAACCCUGCCAGUUUUACUGUUGACUCGGAAAGACUGCCAAGCAGCUCGAGACAGCAUUUAUUCUUGGAGCUAGCUGGUUAUUGCCUUCUACCCCUUUUCCUUUCUGGUUCCACUUGGUCCCAUGAAAUCUAAACCAAAUUGAUGCGGAAUGGCAGGUUAAAAAAAAAGAAGAAGAAAAAAGAAGCAGUUUAGCUAAAAGAUAUAGUCAGGGUUUUCUUUGCAACAUUCAUCUUUUUUCAGAAGACACUUUCCCAUACCAUUUGUGUACUUUUCCAUAGGUACAUUAUGUUCAAUAAAAGUGGACAACAUUGAAAGAAAAGAAGAGUGCCCUUGAAAGCCAAGACCCGACUGCUGUGUAAGAAACGCCCUUCAGAGCGAUACACCAGGGCUGCAGGAAGCAUAAAGCAAUGAGGGGAACAUGCAGCAGAAAAGCAAGGCAUACCUAGGUCUUUUCCAAAACCAGACUGCUUAAAUCCACCAAAGGGGGCCGCCACAUCCGUCUUGUUGUAGGUGUUAAUAAAAACAGUUCCUGCCUCCAGUUUUUCACUCACAUACAUGGCUUUAUUUAUGUCUCGUGUAAAAACGCCUGAGGCUAAGCCGUACUCGGUAUUAUUUGCUCGCUCCAACACUCCAUCGAUGUCCCUGCAAGAUGUUUUUAGGAAGACAUGAAACCUCAUUAAAUGUAAAGCCAAACACUUUCA
Messenger RNA from Phacochoerus africanus (Common warthog), 1891 nucleotides. RefSeq names its product NOP protein chaperone 1 (gene NOPCHAP1). The transcript is spliced from 5 exons. Gene Ontology annotation, molecular function: box C/D methylation guide snoRNP complex binding. Gene Ontology annotation, biological process: box C/D snoRNP assembly. Lineage: Eukaryota; Metazoa; Chordata; Mammalia; Artiodactyla; Suidae. The record is from RefSeq and is a predicted model, not a curated record. Bases 53 to 613 code for a protein of 186 amino acids.